CUAUGCAGAAAAGUGGUUGUGACACAUUCAAAGUUUUUGUUAUUCUUCUCUCCAGAUGGAUGACACAGAGCAGUAUAAUUGCAACCCUGACAACGGAACCCCCCUUGUCUAUGUGGCCCUGGAUGAAACUCAGCUGGAGAUCAUUGGCCAGCGAGUAGACAAGUCUGUGCCUUUUCUGGAGAGCGUCAAGGCACGAUGUCGAUGUUCAGGUUCCAGGUUGAAGAGCAUUCUGCUGAGCUGUUUUCCUGUGCUGCUAUGGCUGCCUCACUACUCCAUCAAAGAAAACGCCAUCAGAGACCUGGCGUCUGGGCUGAGUGUGGGCAUCAUGCAUCUGCCACAGGGUAUGGCCAACGCCAUGUUGGCAGGCAUUCCUCCUGUGUAUGGUCUCUACACGUCACUCUACCCACUCAUCAUCUACGCCAUAUUUGGCACUUCCAAACAUCUCUCUUUGGGAACCUUUGCCGUCCUGGCCAUCAUGAUUGGAUCCGUCCCAGCCAUGGCGGAGUUGCCUAGCAACGGUGCUGAGACGGCUAAAGUCAACAUUGUCGUCCAGCUUACCUUACUCUGCGGCCUCAUACAGCUGCUACUCUAUGUUCUGCGUUGCGGUGCUGUGUGUCGCUGGUUGUCAGACCCUGUCAUCGGGGGCUACACUACAGCUGCCGCCCUGCACGUCAUCGUACUACAGUUGCCCCUCAUGAUCGGAAUACCUACACAGCGACACAUUGGAAUAUUGGCUUCUGCUUGGACUUUAAAAGAUGUUCUCUAUGGAGUGACCGGCGUAACACCAGCAACUCUUUUACUGUCUUUGGUCUCAAUGGCGAUACUCACUGUGGGCAAGAUGCUGAAUAAGCACUUUAAAAACACGCUACCUGUAGCCAUCCCCUGGGAGGCUGUACUGAUUGUCUUGGCCACCGUCGUGUCCGUGCAGGUGGACCUGGCUGGACAACAUAAAGUCCAGGUGGUUGGAGACAUUCCCAGUGGCCUUUCUGCUCCCAUCAUCCCCUCGCUGUCCCAAGCCAGUGAGCUCUUCAUCCCUGCUCUGUCGAUCGCUCUGGUGGGUUUCAGCUUCCACACAGCCAUGGGCUCGGUCUUUGCCCGCAAACACGGCUACCACUUUGACUCCAGUCAGGACCUGCUGGCUCUGGGUUUAUGUAACUCCAUAGGAGCCAUGUUCCAGUGUUUUGCUGUCAGCUGCUCUUUCUCACGCAGUAUGGUGCAGGAAAGCAUUGGUGUCAAAUCACAGAUAUCAGGUCUGAUAUCAGCCCUGACCAUUUUAACCAUCUUGUUAAAGAUCGGUCAUCUAUUUGAGCAGCUGCCAAAGGCCGUGUUAGCAGUCAUCAUCGUGGUCAAUCUGCAGGGGCUGCUGGCUCAGUUUAAGGAUGUGUUUACACUCUGGAAGAUUGACAGAUUGGACCUGCUGGUGUGGGUGGCAUCCCUGGUUUUAACUCUGGUUCUAAACCUGGACUUGGGUCUGGGAGUCGCCAUCGCCUUCUCUCUGGUCACGCUCAUCUACAGGACACAACACUCCUCCACUGCAGUGUUGGGUCAAAUUCCUGGUACAGACUGUUACAGAGAUGUGGAACUCUAUGCUGAGGCAAAACUAGUUCCGGGUGUUACUAUAAUCUCCUGUCCCAACCCAGUUUAUUUUGCUAACUCUGAAUUGGUCUUCACUGAGAUUAGACAGAUAGUGAGUCAUGCUCAGAAGGAAAGAUCAGAAGUGGUCCAAGCAUCCUUGUCAUCUUCCUCUGCCCAGUUGAUGACUCGCAAUCACUACUUGAUUCUGGACCUCAGUUCCGUCCACUUCAUGGACUCUGUAGCCCUGACAAGUAUUUGUAAGGUUGCACACGACUUAGAAGCCCAGGGUAUCAGUGUGUGUCUGGCCUCCUGCCCAGGACUUUGCCUCUGAUGCAAGUUUAAGCUGAAAGCACAACGCCGACUGCUUCCUCGGAACAUCAAUAUUAGGGAUGUAGCCUAGAAUCUAGCCUAUUCUACUACCUAACCUAGCAUAGCCUAUUUUAAACAUGUCAGAUUUAUAUACGAUUACAGUGUUGUACUACAUAAUGUCAAAGUGCCAUAACUUGGUAUUUUUUUAAAUCACCCCUGGUUUAAUCCUGUGCCACUCCUAAAUCUCGUAAACAUCCAAGCACGAGAUUUCCAUGAAAUCGUGUGACUUUUUGUGACUUUGUGCUUCACUAGGAUUCCUAGUACUAUUUGAAAAGCCCUUGAACUCAGCAUUGUAGGGUCCCUUUAAACUGCAGUACUCCCAGGAAGCAUUUAGAGCUUACAAUUGUUCUUGUUUACAUGUGGAAUGUGUGUCAAGAACCUUUGACUUUGUAGUAAAAAUGUAAAAAUGUAAUUCAGAAAAAUAUAACAAUACAUGAAAGAGUACAAUAACACGUCUCAGUUUCGUCUUUAUGUGAACAAUUUUUAUUACAUCAUUGUAUCUGAUGGCGGAGAUUAGAUGUUACAGUAAUUAUGUGCCGCCAUAAACUGUGAUGGCAGAUAACAGUCUUAAAGGGGAACUUCACUUUUAUUGGAAUUUUGCACAUUCUUUGCCUUUUCUGUGCAUUCAAGCAUGAGAAAAUGAGUUAAUAUGAGUUAGCUAAUAAUGAACAUCAUGG
Molecule: messenger RNA, 2621 nt
Organism: Doryrhamphus excisus (bluestripe pipefish)
Lineage: Eukaryota; Metazoa; Chordata; Actinopteri; Syngnathiformes; Syngnathidae
Source: RefSeq, a predicted model, not a curated record